UUACACUUGGCAAAAUGCAGUCAGGCAAGUUCCGUUCUCCUGGCAAACGCCAAACCCAGACACGUCCAUCGGAUUGCCAGACAGAGAAGUGUAAUCCAUCACUCCAGAGAACACGUCUCCACUGCUCUAGAGUCCAGUGGUGGCGGCUGAAUUGCUGUUCCCAGUUUCUUCCACUUUGUUAUAACACCACUAACAGCUGAGUGUGGAAUAUUUAGUAGCAAGGAAAUGUCACGGAUGGAUUUAUUGCUCAGGUGGCAACCUAUCAAGGUACCACGCUCUAAUUCACUGAGCUCCUGAGAGCGACCCAUUCUUUCACAAAUGUUUGUAGAACCAGUCUGCAUGCUUAG
Staurois parvus is the source of this 347-nucleotide messenger RNA. The record is from the annotation of a GenBank genome assembly. NCBI's taxonomy places the organism in Eukaryota, Metazoa, Chordata, Amphibia, Anura, Ranidae.